Thrips palmi is the source of this 1062-nucleotide messenger RNA. Its product is annotated as Down syndrome cell adhesion molecule-like protein Dscam2. The record is from RefSeq and is a predicted model, not a curated record. The transcript has 10 exons. Bases 1 to 1062 code for a protein of 353 amino acids. NCBI's taxonomy places the organism in Eukaryota, Metazoa, Arthropoda, Insecta, Thysanoptera, Thripidae. Gene Ontology annotation, biological process: homophilic cell-cell adhesion; dendrite self-avoidance; axon guidance. Gene Ontology annotation, cellular component: plasma membrane; axon. Gene Ontology annotation, molecular function: cell-cell adhesion mediator activity.
AUGCUGUCGUGGCGCUCGCCCAGGCACCCCAACGGCAUCCUCAGGAAGUACAAGAUCUUCAUGCGGUCGCUGGACGGGAUGGGGCUGGCCAAGGACGAGUUCGAGGUGCCGCCGUCGCAGAGCCACUACCGCAUCCUGCACCUGCGCCUGCACCACCGCUACGAGUUCUGGGCCGCGGCCAUGACGGCGGCGGGCUUGGGGGCGUCGUCGCGGAGGGUGCGCGCCUGGACCCUGCAGUCGGACCCCGUGCGCGGUGGAGACCGUCUGCAGGUGACCGCCGACGGGGAGCUCCGCCUCGUCGCCGUGCAGGCCUCGGACGCGGGCAACUACACGUGCGCCGUGGAGAACACUGGCGGCAAAGACGCCAUCACGUACUACGUCAGCGUGGACGAGAAUCGCAACAAAGGAGUGCCCACGACGCCGCUGGCGCUGCGGGUGGCCUCAGCGACGGUGUCGUCACUCAGCAUCCAGUGGAAGCCCGGCUCCGGCGUCGCCUCGCCCACAGGCUACUACCUGCACUUCAAACGCGAGUUCGGCGAGUGGGAGAAGACGAAGCUGUCCGUGGACCAGGUGACGACGAAGAACGGCUCGGACAGCGCGCCCGUGUGCACGCACAGCCUGCUGGGCCUACUGUGUGGCACCAAGUACCAGAUCUACGUGUCGGCCUUCAACCAGCUGGGCACGGGGCUGCCCACCGCCAUCCUGCACGCCCGCACGCAGGGCUCGCCGCCGGUGGCCCCGGACGCCGGGCAGCUGCUGCGCGUCAACUCGACGUCCAUCGCGCUGUGGCUGGGCUCCUGGCAGGACGCCGGCUGCCCCAUCAGCUCGCUGGUGCUGGAGUACAAGCUGCGGCACGAGCACGCCUGGACGCUCGUGUCCAACAACGUGCAGGUGGACCGGCAGGAGUACUCGGUGCUGGACCUGAGCCCCGCCACCUGGUACACGCUGCGCAUGACAGCGCACAACAGCGCCGGCUCCACCGUCGUCAACUACGAGUUCGUCACGCUCACCAACUCGGGCGCGACACUGCCGCCGGAGCCGGGCGGCCGCGCCCUGACUUGA